AUGAGCUCUUCUUCCAAAGGUUUCCAGGCCUCUGGUCGGAGUCGAGCACCAAGUGAGGCAACACUGUUACCACCAACCACAUCGGCCGCUGGCUCGAUACACAGUGGAGUUAGCGGAGUCAGCAAAUACACGCUCGACUCGCAAAGAAACGAAGACGCUCUCAGUCCUGAUCCGGGUUCUGAGAAGGAUUUCACCGUCGCCAACAACAAGUUCGCAUUCAGCCCGGGUCAGCUGAACAAGAUGCUGAAUCCCAAAUCUCUCCCAGCUUUCAUUGCUCUUGGAGGUCUUCCUGGUCUUGAAGCCGGUCUCCGCACUGACGUUGAUGCGGGUCUCAGUCUGGAGGAGGCGGACCUUGCUGGCUCUGUUUCAUUCGAGGAGGCGACCACGAUGUACAAGAAGCUCCGCGGUGCCAACUCCUCCGCCCUCCCGAGGCCCGUUGAAACACGCCAUGUGGAUGUUGGCGGAUCUGGAGCAACCGCUUCGCAUACUGGAGAAUCUUUCUCGGAUCGCAAGCGCGUCUUCAAGUCCAAUGUGUUGCCAAUAAAGAAGUCGAAGACGUUCCUGAAGCUCAUGUGGGAAGCGUACUACAAGGAGAGCGUCUUAAUUCUGCUUACAGUAGCAGCCGUCAUCUCGCUCGCUCUCGGUCUUUACGAAACAUUCGGUGUUGAUCACGGGCCGGGCGCGCCACCCAGUGUCGAUUGGAUCGAAGGUUGCGCCAUUUGUGUCUCAAUUGCCGUCGUCGUCUUGGUCGGCGCCAUCAAUGAUUGGCAGAAAGAGCGAGCUUUCGUAAAGCUCAAUGCUAAGAAAGAGGCACGCGAAGUCAAAGUUAUCCGAUCUGGCAAGUCCUUCAACAUCUCUGUGUACGACAUCCUGGUCGGGGAUGUGCUUCACAUGGAGCCUGGUGACCUCAUCCCAGCGGAUGGAAUUUUCAUCUCGGGCCACAACGUCAAGUGCGAUGAAUCUUCUGCUACGGGAGAGUCGGAUCAGAUGAAGAAGACCAGCGGUGAGCAGGUCCUGCGCCUGCUUGAACGUGGACACAAUGAUUUGAAGGACCUGGACCCGUUCAUUAUCUCCGGAAGCAAAGUCCUGGAGGGUGUUGGAACUUACUGUAUCAUCCAAUCACUGACCAUCAUAGACCUCAUCACCUCUGUCGGUGUCAACUCCAGCUACGGUCGUAUCCUCAUGGCCAUGCGACACGACAUGGAACCUACCCCACUUCAAGUCAAACUUGACGGACUCGCUAAAGCGAUUGCAAAGCUCGCCAGUGCCGCCUCGUUCCUCCUGCUUCUGAUUCUUACUUUCCGCCUGGUUGCGACGUUCCCUGGUAGUCCACUCAGCCCAGCUGAGAAGGCGUCGAAGUUCAUGGAUAUUCUCAUCGUAUCAGUGACAAUCAUCGUUGUAGCCGUGCCUGAAGGACUACCUCUCGCGAUCACGCUGGCUCUGGCAUUUGCAACUACCCAGAUGGUCAAGAUGAACAAUCUCGUCCGUGUCCUGAAGUCUUGUGAGGUCAUGGGCAACGCUACAACUAUCUGCUCGGAUAAGACUGGCACUUUGACACAGAACAAGAUGACGGUGGUUACCGGUACAUUCGGUGAAGACACCUUCGACGACAAGAACCCUGGAGCUGCCGACAACCGGUCUUCGCAAUUCGCGCAACGCUUGACAAGCCAGCAAAACCGUCUGCUAGUUGAGUCUAUUGCCAUCAACUCAACUGCCUUCGAGGGCGAGGGUGGAGAGUUUGGAUUUGUUGGCUCCAAGACUGAGACCGCUCUUUUGGGCUUCGCAAAGAAUGUCCUCGGAAUGACAUCCCUCUCUCAAGAGCGCACCAGCGCCCAGGUUGUCCAGCUUCUGCCUUUCGAUUCGAGCCGCAAGUGUAUGGGUGCUGUACACAAGCUCUCUGAUGGAACUUACCGUCUUCUCGUCAAGGGCGCCUCUGAGAUCUUGCUGAGCUACUCCAACACCAUCGCGCUUCCAGCUGGUGUCGCCCACAUGGACGGUGACCAUGUUAAGCGCAUCGCCACCACCAUCGACCACUAUGCCAGCCAGUCUCUUCGCACAAUCGGUCUCAUCUACAAGGACUUCGCCCAAUGGCCUCCCCGCGGUACCGAAGACCCCGACGACAUCUCAGUCGCAAAAGACCUAGGUGCUCUCCUUGCUGAAAUGACCUUCAUCGGGGUCGUCGGUAUCCAAGACCCGCUCCGCCCCGGUGUCCCUGAGGCUGUAGAAAAGGCUAGAAACGCCGGCGUCAUCACUCGCAUGGUUACUGGAGACAACAUCAUCACCGCCAAAGCCAUCGCAGUCGAAUGCGGUAUUUACACCGACGGUGUUGUUAUGGAAGGUCCUGAAUUCCGCCAGCUCAGCGACGACGACAUGGACGCUCAAGACAAGCGCGUACUCGUCACCCGCCUUCGUAAACUCGGCGGUAUCGUCGCUGUAACAGGCGAUGGCACCAACGACGGACCUGCGCUUAAAGCUGCUGAUAUCGGUUUCUCAAUGGGCAUCGCCGGCACUGAAGUAGCCAAGGAGGCUUCUGCUAUUAUCCUCAUGGAUGACAACUUCUCCUCCAUCCUCACUGCCCUCAUGUGGGGUCGCGCCGUCAACGACGCCGUGCAAAAGUUCCUCCAGUUCCAGAUCACAGUCAACAUCACUGCCAUGCUCGUCGCGUUCAUCAGUGCGAUCCAGGACCCGGAAAUGCGCUCUGUUCUCACUGCCGUGCAACUGCUUUGGAUUAACCUGUUCAUGGACUCUCUCGCCGCCCUUUCCCUCUCCACCGACGCCCCGACCGAAGAAAUCCUUGACCGCCCGCCCACUCCGCGCACCGCCUCUAUCAUCUCGCUCACAAUGUGGAAGAUGAUCAUCGGCCAAGCCAUAUUCCAAGUCAGCGCAACCUUCAUCCUGCACUUCGGCGGCCCGCACUUCCUGCCCUACCCGGAGAACGAAAUGCGCUCCCUGAUCUUCAACAUGUUCGUGUGGCUGCAGAUCUUCAACCAGUACAACAACCGCCGGCUCGACAAUAAGCUGAACAUCUUCGUGGGCAUCACGAAGAACUACUACUUCAUUACGAUGAAUGUCAUCAUGGUGGCGGCGCAGGUGCUGAUUGCCAUGUUUGGCGGGACCGCGUUCAGCAUUGUGCGCAUCAAUGGGAAUCAGUGGGGGAUCAGUGUCGUUGUCGCGGUUUUGUGUAUUCCGUGGGGAGUCUGUGUUCGUCUAUUCCCCGACGCGUGGUUUGAGGUUGGCGCGAAAUUCUUUGGGAAGCCGUUUGUGAUGGCGUAUCGACCGCUCGCGAGGGUCACGGCGCGCGUGAUGAAGAAGAUGAAGAAGGAGAAGAAGGAAAAGGAGAGCGAUGAGGCGUCGAAUGACUCUGGGAGUUAUGUGGGUAAGGGCAAGUCGAAGUUUCCGGCGAUUAGUGUCAAGGGAGAUGCGGAGAAGGGGAUUAUGUAG
Molecule: messenger RNA, 3441 nt
Organism: Parastagonospora nodorum SN15
Lineage: Eukaryota; Fungi; Ascomycota; Dothideomycetes; Pleosporales; Phaeosphaeriaceae
Exons: 4
Coding region: 1-3441 (1146 amino acids)
Biological process (GO): calcium ion transmembrane transport; intracellular calcium ion homeostasis
Cellular component (GO): intracellular membrane-bounded organelle; membrane
Molecular function (GO): ATP binding; P-type calcium transporter activity; ATP hydrolysis activity
Source: RefSeq, a predicted model, not a curated record